Molecule: messenger RNA, 2064 nt
Organism: Emys orbicularis (European pond turtle)
Lineage: Eukaryota; Metazoa; Chordata; Testudines; Emydidae
Gene: FERMT2
Product: FERM domain containing kindlin 2
Exons: 15
Coding region: 1-2064 (687 amino acids)
Biological process (GO): cell-matrix adhesion; integrin-mediated signaling pathway
Cellular component (GO): extrinsic component of cytoplasmic side of plasma membrane; focal adhesion
Molecular function (GO): integrin binding
Source: RefSeq, a predicted model, not a curated record
AUGGCUUUGGACGGUAUAAGGAUGCCAGAUGGCUGCUAUGCAGAUGGGACGUGGGAGUUAAAUGUCCAUGUGACGGACCUGAACAGAGAUGUUACCCUGAGAGUCACAGGGGAGGUGCACAUUGGAGGGGUAAUGCUGAAGUUGGUGGAAAAACUUGAUGUCAAGAAAGAUUGGUCAGAUCAUGCACUAUGGUGGGAAAAGAAGAGAACCUGGCUCCUUAAAACUCACUGGACCUUGGAUAAGUAUGGCAUACAAGCUGAUGCUAAGCUCCAGUUCACUCCUCAACACAAAUUACUCCGCCUUCAGCUUCCGAAUAUGAAGUACGUGAAGGUGAAAGUGAACUUCUCUGAUAGAGUCUUCAAAGCUGUCUCUGACAUCUGUAAGACGUUCAACAUCAGACAUCCAGAAGAACUCUCUCUCUUGAGGAAACCCAGGGAUCCAACAAAGAAAAAAAAGCGAAAGAUAGAUGACCAAAGUGAAGAUGAGGCGCUUGAACUGGAGGGACCAUUAAUCACUCCAGGAUCAGGAAGCAUAUAUUCAAGUCCGGGACUUUAUAGCAAAACCAUGACGCCCACCUAUGAUUCUCACGAUGGAAGCCCUCUGUCUCCAACUUCAGCUUGGUUUGGAGACAGUGCUUUAUCAGAAGGGAAUCCGGGUAUACUUGCUGUCAGCCAGCCAAUUACAUCCCCAGAAAUCUUAGCAAAAAUGUACAAGCCACAAGCACUUCUCGAUAAAGCCAAGAUCAACCAAGGAUGGCUGGAUUCGUCGAGAUCGCUCAUGGAACAAGAUGUGAAAGAAAAUGAGGCCUUACUGCUCCGGUUCAAGUACUACAACUUCUUUGACUUGAAUCCAAAGUACGAUGCAAUCAGAAUCAACCAGCUUUAUGAACAAUCUAAAUGGGCUAUUCUUUUAGAAGAAAUAGAAUGUACGGAAGAAGAAAUGAUGAUGUUCGCAGCAUUGCAGUACCACAUCAACAAACUAUCAAUCAUGUCAUCAGAAAAUCACUUGAACAACAGUGACAAAGAAGUUGAUGAAGUUGACGCUGCCCUGUCUGAUUUGGAAAUUACUUUAGAAGGUGGUAAAACAUCAACGACUCUGGGUGACAUCACUUCGAUUCCUGAGCUUGCCGACUACAUUAAAGUGUUCAAGCCUAAGAAACUGACGCUAAAAGGUUACAAGCAAUACUGGUGCACCUUCAAAGAUACAUCCAUUUCCUGCUAUAAAAGCAAAGAUGAAUCCAGUGGGACUCCAGCUCACCAAAUGAACUUAAGAGGGUGCGAGGUUACUCCUGAUGUAAACAUCUCUGGUCAGAAGUUUAAUAUCAAACUUCUGAUUCCAGUUGCAGAUGGUAUGAAUGAAAUCUGGCUUCGCUGUGAUAAUGAGAAGCAGUACGCACACUGGAUGGCAGCCUGCAGGCUAGCUUCCAAGGGCAAGACCAUGGCGGACAGCUCGUACAACUUAGAAGUACAGAAUAUUCUGUCAUUUCUGAAGAUGCAGCAUUUGAACCCAGAUCCACAGUUAAUCCCAGAACAAGUCACAACUGACAUUAAUCCAGAAUGUCUGGUUUCACCUCGCUACCUGAAAAAGUACAAGAACAAACAGCCAGGCUAUAUAAGAGACUUGAUCACAGCCAGGAUAUUGGAGGCCCAUCAGAAUGUAGCUCAGAUGAGUCUAAUUGAAGCCAAGAUGCGAUUUAUUCAAGCUUGGCAGUCUCUACCGGAAUUUGGCAUCACACACUUUAUUGCAAGAUUCCAAGGGGGCAAGAAAGAAGAGCUGAUUGGAAUUGCCUACAACAGACUGAUCAGAAUGGAUGCAAGCACAGGAGAUGCAAUUAAAACGUGGCGAUUCAGCAACAUGAAACAGUGGAACGUAAACUGGGAAAUAAAAAUGGUUACCGUAGAGUUUGCAGAUGAUGUAAGGGUGUCCUUCAUUUGCACUGAGGUGGAUUGCAAAGUGGUUCAUGAAUUCAUUGGUGGCUACAUCUUCUUGUCAACGCGAGCAAAGGACCAGAAUGAAAGUUUAGACGAAGAGAUGUUCUACAAACUUACCAGCGGUUGGGUGUGA